This is a messenger RNA of Pyrgilauda ruficollis (rufous-necked snowfinch), 5963 nucleotides long. It is a transcript of the gene SHOC1, whose product is annotated as shortage in chiasmata 1. Gene Ontology annotation, cellular component: condensed nuclear chromosome. Lineage: Eukaryota; Metazoa; Chordata; Aves; Passeriformes; Passeridae. Gene Ontology annotation, molecular function: single-stranded DNA binding; ATP hydrolysis activity. The transcript has 29 exons. The coding region runs from base 22 to 4380 and encodes 1452 amino acids. Gene Ontology annotation, biological process: resolution of meiotic recombination intermediates. The record is from RefSeq and is a predicted model, not a curated record.
CUCCACCACAGAACUGGCAAAAUGUUUGCAGCUUUGAAGUAUCACUCAACAGACUAUUUAUAUGAGAGCAUGGCAAGGCAGAAGUUUUCCAUCUGGAAAUUAUCACUUUGCUUUCCUGCCUGUUUACAUCAAGAUGAAAAGUAUCAUUUCAAUGGACUCUUUGCUGAUGAUAAGUAUAGGAAGCCAUGGACUAGAAUUGGUUCAGCACAGAACAUGAUGGCUAUUGCAGUAUUGGAUCAAUGGCAGAAAAGUUUACCUGUGGAGGACUUCUUGGAAAAGAAACCUAUCUCCUCUGUAGAGUUUCAGACUAGUAAUGAUUUAAUAGAAGUUAUUCCAAGUUCAAAUCCUUGCUCUCAGAUUGACACAGAAGAAUCUUUUUUACUUAUGAAGAAUGAUUUUAAGGAAGACUCCACCCAAGAAAAAUAUUUCAAGAUUUACUAUGCUGCUGAAUUUAAAGAAUCACAGCAAGAUUUAUGUUUGGAAGAGGAGUUUGUUUUUAUUGAUAGUCUUGAACAUUUUUGUAAAAAAUUGCCAACUUUAUCUGUACUUCAGAGCAGACUACAGUUUUUUUUAGUGAAAGAUCCCCUUUUGGAUUCUGAAGGACAGUUUUUAACAGCAGAGAAUAUUUUCAGAGAAUGUUUGACUUUCCAAAAUGGAGUGAAGAUGGAAGAGAGUCAAAAUGAAUUGCAGGGAAUUGAAGAGAGUUUCUGUACUGUAUCUCUGAAAGAUGAAGAGUAUUUCCUGUUGCCUGUUGAUUUAGAAUUCGGCAAACCUAACAAUGGCAGAUCUGAUUGUGUUAAGAUUCCAUCACACUUGCAACUAAAGGAGGUGUUAAAUUUAGCUCCAGUCACUGUAGGUGAUGAAGACCUUUGCAAACAAGUGAUCGGAGAAGAUCUCAAAGCAGAAAUUACAAACAAAAUAGAAAUUUCAAAGUAUGGUGCCAUUCCACAAGAUGUUUGCUCCAGUAUUAGCACAAGUAUGUUGGAAUUCUGUGCAUCAGCUGAAUAUAUUCCAUAUUUGAAAGAUGAAAUGGAAGUGCCUUUAACUCCUCCAUGCAGACAGCAAAGAUCAUGGGUUAAUUUUCUGUGCAGAGGACUUCAAGAAGAACCUAUUUCACUCUCUGGUAACAGUAUUUUGAUUGCAGAGCCCUCUAGGGAAUUCUUAGAAUCUUUGAUAUGGCAAUCAGAGAAGUAUCGGGAUAAUAUGAGCUCUCUUUUGCUUGUCGAGCAUCCAGCUGUUAGCCUUGCACAUCAGCAUCAUUCACUGAGAGAACUGCAGAAAAUGCUGCCACUUGAGGUUGAAGCACCAAUGCUUGGCUCACUAGAGGAGGGCUGGUUGCUUCAUAGGGGUUUACAUCCAGCAGCUGUAGAAAUUUUGGAACAAUUCAAUAUGGAUGGAAGUAAUGCAAACAGUCUGCUUCCUACAGAAGUAGAAACAUUCACACAAUUUACAUCAUAUCAAUUAGAAAGAUGGCUUGAGGAGAAGAAUUCUGUGACAAACCAAGAGCUGCUUUCUGCUGGAAGACAUCAGUCAGAGAAAGUAGUUAAUCCUGACUUGUCACUGCAUAUUCAAAGGCAGAACUUUGCCCUGAGUGCUCUGUCACCUGCCAAAAUUCACAGGACAAGUACAUCUGCAGCAGAGCUUACUGGAGGAAGCAUAAGCAAGAUUAAGACAGAAGAGGCAAUUUGCUUCUUAAACCAAGAAAAGAAAACCCUCAAACCAUCUGAAUCAGACAGCUGUAAAGAUGUGUCUUCUAAACUAGACAAAUCAUCCUGCAGUGGAAAGUCUGCAUCACUUGCACUUGUUUCUAAAUGGGCUAACGAUGAUUCUGAUCUGAACAACUUUAUUAUGAUGAGAUCUAACUAUACAGUCAUCCCAAGAGAGGAAAAACAUUAUGUAGAUAGAUCUGAAAAAGUGAUACAGCCUGAAGAGCAGCAUAUGAGUGUUCUCAAAGAGGAUGAUUCUUUUUGUGAGACUCUAAAAACAGAGGAAAAAAACCAAGAGAAUAAAGACAGUAUCACUGUCAAUAUUCAACCAUCAGAAAGCCAAUGCCAGGCAUACUGCCUCUUGGAAGAAGCAGCUAUUCCUGUACUAAAAGAUUUGACACACCUGGAUAUACUUGCUUCUGUUACUUGGAGCUUUGACAGUGUUAAAUUUGAUCACACAAGGUUUUUCUUAAAACAACAAGAGAAAGUGAUAUGUGAUAAUUUUAAACAAGGUAAAAUAGAUGAGAAGGAGAUCAUGCUAUUCAGACAUGCUGCUCUGGUACACCUGCUGGUGACAGUUCGAGAUCUGCUGCUAACAUGUGGCUUGGAUACAGCUCUAGGUUAUUUGUCCAAGGCAAAGGAUUUCUAUAAAAACAUUUUAGAAUCCUGUUUGAAUAAUCUCUGGAGGCAGCUGAAGAUUGUACAGUACAGCAGCCAGAAAAAGCAUGAAACAAAUCCCAAAGUAACAGCACUUCAGUGUGAAAUGUUAAAUUGGAUGAAAAGUUGUGGAGAGAAACACAGUGUUAAGAUACUAAUCAUUACAAGGAUGGACUCUGAAAGAGAAAAAGCUGCCUUCAUUCACCCAUUAUCUAGGAUAGAAGGUUUGAAAACUGUGGAUUUGAAUUCUGAGAAAAAAGGAAGCCCUUUAAGUUGUAAAGAGAUCAUAAGCAAUAGGUAUUCCUGCAUUAUUGUACAUAAUCAGCAAAUUGGAGCUGACUUCCCUUGGACUCACUUCUCACUAGUAAUGGAAUACGAUUAUUCUGAAAAUUCUGGCUGGAAAAAUCUGUGCAAAAAUCUGAAUGUUACUUACAUGACUUUUCAAACCACCCUCCCUGAAAUAAUACAAAUGGGGAAUCAUGGUGGUUCCUUUCUUCUGGAAGUACAGAUUCCAUAUGUAUUCCUGACAACUGAAGGUCUUCUUAAUAUGCCAGAUAUUCUUCAGCGUUUUGAAUCCAAGUACAGCAUUACCUUUGUUGAAAGAAGCAGCAGUUACUCCUUAAGGCUCUUUGGAAGUACAGAUCGAUGUGUUGUGCUGACAAUAGAUGAGUGCACUGCUAUCUUUCUGCAGAGUGUCGAAGAACUAAAUUAUGAGGACUCCUGUGACACUGUAAUAUCAAGGCUGGUGGCAUUAUCACUCCAAUAUAUGUGCUGUUGGAUUAUUUUCUAUUCCAGAGAAAGACUGAGUUUAGAGUACAGUCUCAAGGGUAAUACUCUGCUUAACCUUGUCUUAAUUUAUGCCGCUCUAAUUGAACUUACACAGAAGUCAGAAGACUUUGAAGUAAAGGUAGUUCUUACGCCAGGGAUUGAAGAGACAGCGCUGGUAAUCCGUCAGAUUGCUGACAACGUCUUGAUAGCAUCUAAUAUCAGUCCUCAUGAGUGGCUGGACAAAUCCUGGCUUUCUGUCUUGCCAUCUGAGCCAGAGAAAUGCCUGCUUACUUUUCCAUGUAUCAAUCCUUUGGUUGCUCAGUUUAUGCUAAAGAAGGGAUCUUCACUGAACAGGUUAUUUCUUGCAAGCUUUGAUCAACUCCAGGAACUUCUGCCACAGGCUCCAAAAAAAGUUUUAAAGCAUUUCAGUGACAUAGUAUCUUCAUACAGCCUAAAUACUGCUGCUCCUCUAGAAAAAACAGUGACAGGUGCAUCACACACAGAAAACCAGAAUAACUUCAACACAUCGUAUCUUGAUAAAAAACAAAAUUGUCAGAUUUUAGAGCUACUUGAUAAGGCACAAAACAGCAGAGGAACAUCUCUUAUGAAUUCUGAAGCCCUAAUUCCUCCACUGAAUCUUCAUAAGAGUUUUUUAAAGUCUGAUCUUCCAAGUUGUAUGCAAAAGAACGCAUGCUCCUCAGAUGUAAUUACAAGGAGAAAGCUGGAUUUCUCUGCUGUAUCAAAGGACUGUGAAGAUUUUGCUCAUCUAGAAGUUAAAAAUUCUCUCCAUGUUAAAAGACAGCCUUUCAGAAUGCAUGAUAGCUCUGAUCAUACUUCCAAAGACUCUGAAAAAGAGGAUUUCUUUGCAGCUUUCAGUGACUGUGCACCUCAGGAGAGCUCUAAGAGUUUUCUAGAUGAAUUUAGAGACACAACAUUUAAAAGCCUAGAAAUUCAGACUGACCAGCCCCUGUGGAAUGAGGGGCCUUCAUCCACUGGCCCACGUAACUCAUUUGUUCAAGGUGGUUUUCUCUCUGAUUUCUUUGAUGAUAUGGAUGAGCUUCCAAAUCUGAAUUUUAGCCAAAUAGGUGAAACAUCUAAAGGAAAGAGAAAACAAAGGCCUUCAUUCUUAUGGACAAAAGAAAAAAUUAAAACAGGAUUUUCAGAAGUACAGGAGUUCAAAAAAAGGAGAUUGACAUACGAAAGAGUCCCUGGAAGAAGAGAUGGACAAACACGUCUUAAAUUCUUUUGAACAGAAUGAGGAUUUGCAUAUUACAUACUUUUUUCUUUUUUCAUUCUUGAACUCUUUAAAGGGAAAUAAAUGAAUUAUUGUUGUUAGUUUUUAGAAAGUAAUUAGGAUUUGGAAAUUCUUACUAGCUCAGGAUUCUUCUGUAUGUUGUUAAAAUGUUGCUAAACAAACUAGUUUCUUGAAGCUGGAUAAUUACGGCUUCUCUGUUAUCAUGGGUGAUAUACAGCUACUUUAUCACUCUUUAUGUUAAAAAAAAAGGAAAAAGAAACAGAUGCUGAGGUUCACUCUGGGUUUUCGAGGCACCUGUGUUUGCUCCCUGAGUCUGCUGCUUUUCCAAUGUAAAGAUGGGCUAGAUCUGCCAGAAUCUCAAGGCAUCUCAAGGCUUCUCAUUCUUAGAGAUUUCUUGCAGUUACAGCUGUGACUUUUUGUAGCUGUCCCCUGGGCUCUGUUCCACUUCUCUUCUUCUGACAGCUUCUUCAGGAACAGUAAGUUCCUGAGCUCCUUUUAAUCAUAAUCAGUCUAUGAAAAAGCUCUUUGUUUUAUGGACAACAUGUUAAGAUUGUGUUGAAAUUUAGCAUUCUCAUAGAUUUGAUUCAGGGAACUAAGCAGUGACCCUCACCCUUUGCAUAACCUGCUGGAGGCCAUUUGUUGGCAUCUGUGUUUUUCAGCCUUCUGCAGGGCAUUGGCAAGUAGGGGGAUGAAAGUUAUCUGGGAGGCAGAUCCACAUAUAGGGUACAACUAGAAAGGGGUGAAAGAUUGAAUUAAAAAAAAAAAAAAAUCUAUCUCAGUUGUAAUUAAAAAACGGUACAGCAUAGUACCCAAACCUUCACUUUCCGUCAAAAGAUUUGGCAACAAAACUGCAAGUAUGUGUGGAAGCAAUGGUAGACAGUAACUCCAUUUUGCCACAGGAACGCAUAAAUGGUUUGCACUGGCAUGCCAGCCAGCUCCAGAAUGUCUCUCUGUUCAGUGGCCUUCAGCUGAGGUUAUUCAGGUUUCAAACUCACUAAUUGUCUUAAGUUUGAUGUAGUAACAGAAAUAUGGGGGGUGGGGGGGAAGUAGUAAAAAAACCCCACCAAGUUUAAGGUUUAUGCUUGCACUUAAAUACUUACUUGACAUAAAGCCUUCAUUAAGCACGUAUUCACUAUCUGAGUAAAUGAAACCAGCACUUAGGGAAGAAAGGUUUGGUCUCUCAGAGAAAACAAGAGUGCAAUUUUUUGACUGAAUUCUAAAAAGCUGUAACUGCACUAAUGGCAAUUUUAGUUCACAGUAAUAUUCCUGAAUUAUUUGUACACUGUUAGCAGGUUUUAAGAAAAUACCUUUCACAAGUGGCAAUAUAAAAAGAUUUCUAGUAAAAUUACAACAAGCCACUGUUCCCUAGAAUAAGAGAAAGACUGAAAUAAAAGUUGCAAUUUGCUUACUAUCCAUGGCCCAUUUUUGUGGUCACCUGACCUAACCAUUUUACUUCUUUUGCAUCAUGGGUUAUGUUGUUCAGAAGUACCUCCCAAAAAAACAGGAAUCUGAGUUUUUUGGUUUUUUUUUUUUUUUUUUUUUUUUUUUGAAAAAAAGAAAAAAGCUCUACAAAGAGG